Molecule: messenger RNA, 492 nt
Organism: Brettanomyces bruxellensis
Lineage: Eukaryota; Fungi; Ascomycota; Pichiomycetes; Pichiales; Pichiaceae
Exons: 1
Coding region: 1-492 (163 amino acids)
Source: RefSeq, a predicted model, not a curated record
AUGGGGAAAGAGUAUAAAAACUAUAAAAAAACAUCCCUUCAUCGUGUGAAGGAUAGGCGGAAAUAUUAUAAGGGUCAUGAAGGGAAGACGGAAGAAAUUAAAAGAGCGCUCGGCCAUAGGGCUAGACUUCGAAAACAAUACUUUAAAAUACUAAGAAAUGAAGGUGAAGACAUUCCUAAUAAAAGUGUCAACAAGGAUAUCCCAGAGCUGUCAGAGAAGUCUGAAGAUAUUGAUGCUCAGGAAGUUGCGACUAAAAAGCCUCUUAGUUAUCAGGAGCGUAUGAACAUAACGAGAAGAAGGAAAGAGAUUAAAAGAGUGGCACGCCUUCAAAAAACUAAACAAAAGAUGCAAAGUAUUAACAAAAAAGAGGAUGAGAGAGCCCAGAAACGCAAAAUGAUUAUGAAGGGCCGGACUAGGAGGGGACAACCGUUGAUGGCACCACGGAUCACCAUCCUGCUUGAAAAAAUAAAAAAAGAAAUGGGGACUAGCUAA